This is a messenger RNA of Contarinia nasturtii (swede midge), 2134 nucleotides long. RefSeq names its product elongation of very long chain fatty acids protein 7-like. Bases 617 to 1618 code for a protein of 333 amino acids. Gene Ontology annotation, molecular function: fatty acid elongase activity. Gene Ontology annotation, biological process: sphingolipid biosynthetic process; fatty acid elongation, polyunsaturated fatty acid; fatty acid elongation, monounsaturated fatty acid. The record is from RefSeq and is a predicted model, not a curated record. Gene Ontology annotation, cellular component: endoplasmic reticulum membrane. The transcript is spliced from 5 exons. Lineage: Eukaryota; Metazoa; Arthropoda; Insecta; Diptera; Cecidomyiidae.
CACAAUAUUAGUCUAAUGGGCGUGCAAUUUAUAUCAAAAUGUAUAAUUUAAGCAUUUUGUGCUAUAAACAAUAGUGUGUGUGUGUGCGCGCGAGCUGUCGAAAAACUUUAGAAUUUAAGCAAAGCCAAAUGUAAAAGUCUAUCAACAGAAGUAUCGCAAUAAAAUCAGAAGCAACAGCAGCAGUGAAAUUGAAUAAAAACUAUCGCAUUUUCGGAAAGAAAGGAGUAAACGUGCGUCAAAAGAACAAUUUACGAAAAAAAGGUCGAUUAAAGACUUGAACCGCAUCAAAAAAAACCAAAUUAGUUAAUCGAAGUGAAUGCAGUGCGGACGAGUUAAGUGCAAAUAAAAAAAAAAACAAAACUUCAUUCUUAAAUUCAAUGGAUUAGAACGUGAAUUGGAUCUGGAAUACACAACAAAACACACACUCAUCGCGUCCAGAAAAAGUUCAACAAAAAAAUAGAACGGAUAUUUUUUCGCCAUACCAAUUCAUGACCUGUGUGCACACUAAUACAUGUAUCGCGAAAACAACAGCAAAGGAGACAAAUAAAAUAAUAAAAAACGCACGUAAACGACAAAUUGAAAUUAGUUAAGUGAAAGAGAAUAGAACGAUAACACAAUGGCUUUGGUGAUCAAGAAAAUUGUCGACUAUUAUUUUUAUCUCAACGAUGAAAUCAGUGAUCCGAGAGUACGUGAUAUGUUGUUCAUGUCAAAUCCGUUUACAAUGUUUGGCAUUCUUGCGGUUUAUCUAUGCUUCAUCCUGAAAUGGGGACCCAAAUACAUGAAAAAUCGCAAACCAUUCAACAUAAAUAAAUUAAUCAUCGUUUAUAAUAUCAUACAAAUUAUAGCGUGCGCUCGUCUUGUUGCCCAAGCAUUUCAGCAUGUGUACAAGUUCAAAAAUGGAUACAGUUUCUUGUGUCAACCGGUGGACUUUACCUCUGGCACGGUUCCACUGAUCAUUGCAAAUGGAUGUCAUACAUAUUUUUUGUUAAAAGUGGUCGAUCUAUUGGAUACAGUAUUUUUCGUGCUACGAAAAAAGGAUAAGCAAAUCACAUUUUUACAUUUGUACCAUCACACCGGAAUGGUUCUAUUAACAUGGAAUGCAACGAAAUUUUAUCCAGGCGGCCAUUCAGUAUUCACUGGUUUUUUAAAUUCAAUCAUUCAUGUUGUAAUGUACGGUUAUUAUCUGGUGAGCGCAUUUCAACCGCAAUACAAAAAUAAUAUCUGGUGGAAGAAAUAUAUAACGCAAAUACAAAUUAUUCAAUUUUUCUUGAUUAUGGUCCAUUGGUUGGCCUUGCUAUUUCAAUCGGACUGUGGAUAUCCAAAGUUUCCCGUUGCCAUAAUGGUGCCGCAGAAUCUAUUUAUGUUGGCAUUAUUUGGUGAUUUCUACUAUAAAACUUAUGUGAAGGAAAGGAAACUGCGCAAGAAACACGAUGACAACAAAGGUGACAACAAUGAUAAAAACAACAACAACAAUUCACCACCAAUGACCGUUGAAAAUAACAAUAAUGGCACAAUCAAAACAAUGGCUAACGGUAAUGGCAUUACAUGCAGAAAUAAUGUGAAUAAUCAUUAUUCUAGCGGUACAACUAAAGCAAAUGGAAUUUCAAUUAGUUUGUAAAAUACUCCGAUUUUUGUUUUUAUUUAAAAUAGUAGUAAAUGUUAAGCAGCUAACCAAAACACAAGAAAAUGAAUAUAAAUUUUGAAAAUAUGACAAUCAACUGCAAAAUGAAAUAUGUAUUUAAAAAAAAGCACGAAAACGAAAGAGAAAUGAUGAAUAAAAAAAAAUAUAAAUGAAGAAGAAUCCAUUAUGACAAGGAACAACAAAAUCAACUGCUCCGAUACACACAUUCAAAUGCAUAAUUAAUAUAUUUGUAGACUGUAUGACUCAUUAAUUAAGUUCAAAAGUAUCGCGCACACAUAAUGCACAGACGCACUGACAAUAGCAUUUGCAUAACACACACAUACGUUUAAAAACGUAUGGGCCAGGAUUAUUUAGCAACAAUUUAAUAUCAAUGUUGUGUAUACCCCAAAUUGUAUGAUAGUGAGCUAAAUAAAUAAAGGAUGACACGAAUUAAAACAAAAACCAAGAAGACAAAAAAAAACUAACCAGCACGAAUACACAGUCAAUAUGUAA